Klebsormidium nitens is the source of this 1552-nucleotide messenger RNA. Lineage: Eukaryota; Viridiplantae; Streptophyta; Klebsormidiophyceae; Klebsormidiales; Klebsormidiaceae. The record is from the annotation of a GenBank genome assembly.
CAGAUGCGUCCUACCGGUCUGUUGAUGAGCUCAGUCUUGCAGCUGAGGAAGAAGCGAAGACUCGAGCAUGUGUACGGUUCGUUCCCCUUGUCUGGUCUGGUCUGCAAGCGCCCCCUGAUUCUGAGUUCUUGAUGCUUGCACUGCAUUGCGCCCCCAUCCAGCAACCGCCCCUCAGAACACUUCUGGUGCUAUACCUACCUAGGCAGGCAAUUGAAAAGGCGCUUCGUCAAUCUUGCCACACUGCAAAUCUGCGCAAAUCCUGAUUGGAAUUGACUCGCUCAUUGCAAGCUGUCUGCCUUGAUCGUGCAAAGAUGAACUUCUUCGGUCGUCGCCUCUCUUUGGAUACGUCUCGAAAUGGAGCUGCGGAGGAUUCCCCUGUGAGCACCCCUGUUGGCACCCCGACCUCGCCAGGUAUGUGGAAGGGCAACCCGCAGCUCAGCAGCAGCAAACCCAUCAACAUUCCCCAGGGAAACAGCCGCAUGGCACCCGCUGAGGACGACAGGACCCCAUCUUUGCUGCAGUCUGCAUCCUCGAAGCUGCUGGCCCGUGCUCAGAGUGCCCCGAACCCCCACAUCGAGCGCCCCACGUCCUAUGAUGAGCGUGCUGACCCCGAGAGCAACGUCAUCGGGGAGCGGCUGCUCUGGUGGUUGCUGUUCCCCCCCGGAAACUUUUGAGUGCAUUCAUCGGAGGUAGUGUGUUGCUGCCGGGCGGCUCAGAUAGAUUAAGUGCGACCAUUCACUGCAAGAGUUUGAUGGUGGCAGUUGAGGCCCUGCCUCUGCAAGUCCGUGGAGGCAGGCAGUGUGCCUGGAAUCAGUAGAUCAGAGCGCAGGUCCUGAUGAAGGGGGGGAGUGUGUGACAGUCCGUGUUCCUCUUCAUCUUUGAUUGGGGUGGUAGCGUAGGACUUGACCUCCCCGAGGCGGAUGUCCCGGUGUAACCAUGUAGAGGGCAGCCGUGUCAAAGGGUAGACUAAGGUUUAAGCAAAGCCUGGCAGCGAGUGUGCAUGCAAGCUUUGAGGGCUUUGCAUUGCAGCAGUUUGUCGGGGGCCCAUUCUUGUGGGACACCAUGCAAGGUUUUUAGUUAGCACGGGCUUGCAUUGGGGUUCCCUAGGUAUCUGAAGUGGUAUAUGCAGGCUCAGUUUCAGCGGAGCCAGUGCAUGCUACUUCCUUGUAGAAAGGUAUUACAAAGCAGCGGCUCCGUUGUGAAUAGAAUGCAAGCCUUUGGUAGCUCGAAGCUUGCUGAAUUAGCUUGGGACUGCCUUCUUAUAGUUCCCAAGUUAAGAGAGUCCGUCCUGCGUUAGUGUUCUGUACCACAAGAAAGACGAGCCUGCUAGCUGUAGAGGGUUUGGCAAACUGUAAUCAACGCACUGUAUGUAGUAUACAGAAUGAGUGUGAGAUCUUGUAAUGAGACUGAGUUUAUACUCCUUUUUCGCCUGUUCAAUACAUCAAGUUUCCUAAGUUUCAGAAAUUAUGUUUCCAGUGGCCUUUCUCAGAACUUGUGUGUUGCUUGUGGAUAACAUGGGAAGACAUGGCUUCCACGUAAUCUUGACUUUGAC